Molecule: messenger RNA, 1212 nt
Organism: Fusarium redolens
Lineage: Eukaryota; Fungi; Ascomycota; Sordariomycetes; Hypocreales; Nectriaceae
Exons: 4
Coding region: 139-1212 (357 amino acids)
Source: RefSeq, a predicted model, not a curated record
UGCACCUCUUAGGCUCUCCCUACCUUUGUUCAGCAACGACGAUAUCUGACCGUCCUUUAACAGCAGAACUGACAUAACUUCGUAUAAUUCUCUUGAUCAGUUUCCCAUUAUCUACUAGAACUGGCGACUGGUACAGCUAUGGCUUCCCAAUCUCAUCAGGAGCCAGACCCGCUGGAUGUCUUGCAGAAUAUGGUCAACGAUGUCCUGGUACAUACUGGCAAGGCUCUCAGAGCUUCCCGCAAGGAUGCUCAAGGCAGCACGCAGUCUACUCAAUCAACCCUCAAGUCCAAGUUGCCUGAGUCUAUUGAUGGUUUCCGGGAAGCCUUACACAAGCUGGAAUGGGAUAUUAUCGAUGCCAAGUCUGUUCUCAUGCGUGAUAUCAAGCGUCUACAAGAACAGAAACAGCAGCAGAGCCAGCAGAUUCAGCAAAGUCAACCUGCUCCUGUAUCCCAACCCCCACAACCUCAGCCGGUUGAAUCUCAGUCCAAAUCUCCCAUGGAUCAGCAUAUGACAGAGAUUAAGACUAACAAACCAGUCGCCCCCUUUCCUGACAUGGGCAUGGGGCUCCUCGAUGUCGGCCAACCUAUCAGUGUGCAGAAUAACGAGACCAGUUCAUCUGUAAUUCCAACUACUGGACCUGAACAACCGACCACGAAGACAAUUGCUCCGAUGGCUCCUAUGCCAGUCAUGGAGCAAAAGCCUAUGGACAACCAAAACAAUGACGUGACAGACCUUACUGGCGACGGGCCUCAUUCAGAACUCAACUUUACAAAUAUGCAGUUCACGCUGGCUCCAACAAACAACGACUCGCAGAACCCCUCUAAUUCUCAGGAACCUUCAUUUGACCUUGCAACAUUUGCUCCCCCGGAGGGUAAUGAUGAUAUACUUGGUCUGGACGACAUCCUGCCCACCAGCAACACUUCUCAGACAAAUGGCAUCUCACAACUACCUGCUGGAUCUGCCGAUAACGCAUCCAAGCAAGACCUGCCAAUGGAUACAGACAAUCAGGGAGCCUCACAGGAAAUGUCAACCGAUAAUUAUGACUCGGUUUUUGAUGACGAGAUUUUCGGUGGUCUCGGUACAGGUGACGGUCUCGCCGAUGGAACUGACGACGUUACUUUUGAAUCCCUCAUGAACGACCGGGAUGAUGACAACCUAAACUACAUGCAAGGAGGCGAAUUUGACGACAACUUUCUCCUUGACGCUAUGUAG